UUUAUCUCUAAACUUGUCUGAACUUGAAUAAGACGCUGUUGCAUUCCGUUGAUUGUUUUAAAUUGAUACACUUAAAUAGAAACGGUUAAAACGGUAUUCAAUGGAGAACCGAUUUAAGAUUAACGUAAAAACUGGUGAAAACGUGGAAUAACGAUAUCAGACGUGAUUACAAUGUGAGGAACAUGUAAAGUCGUAGAAAAUUGAAAUUCAAAAGAACAAACCUAUAAUAUGUUUCCGUUGUAACUUUGAAAAUGUAAAUAAACAGCAAAGAAUCGAGAAGGCAUCACUGUCCAUGAUCUGUAAAUCUGUGACAACCGUUUUUUUUUAGUUUAUCUUUCACUGAGUUUUGUCCUAGCGUUGUAUAUAACCGUUAUGUAUGAAUGUUCCUAAAAGAAAACUCAUUCGCUUCCUUUGGAUUGAGUUUCUGGGGUCGAGAGAUAUUUACCGAUGAUCGCACGAUAAGAAUCAUUGGCUUCCUUCGGAUUGAGUUUCCAUGAUCGAGAGAUAUUUGCUGAUAUUCGCAUGAUAAGAAUCAUUCGCUUCCUUCGGAUUGAGUUUCUAUGAUCGAGAGAUAUUUAUCAGUGUUGGCACGAUAAGACUAUUCAGCUUCCAUAUUCGAGAGAUUCAAAGCAUCAACGUGUUUGAAACCUUUAAAAUCGAAGAAACAUGGCUAAUAUUUUGAGCGAUGCUGAGAAGGUUAAACAGUAUCUUUUAGUACAUGGCCACAAGAAUGUUGACGACAGAACGUUGUUGGAGAUGUUGGAGAGCUUUGGUGAGGACAGAGACACUCACAGCGUGGUGAGACUCCUCCUGGGCGAUUCCGGAUUCCACGACCAAGAAGAGGAUCUGGAGAACUCAACGAGUGACAAAAAUUAUCUUCCAAAAGUCCAAGAAGAGAUUCCAAGCUCAACGAGUGAUAAAACUUGUCUUCAAAAGGCUAUAACCUCUUCGAAGCAAGAAGCAUGGGAAACAAAAACUAAGACAAAGAGUAAAGAAAGUACCAAGGAAGUUAGGGAUGAGCCCAAUGCUUUUAAUAUUUUAAAUCAGAUACCGAGUAAUAAGGAAUCUUCAAAGGCUACGCAUGAAAUUCCUAUCGAAUGCAGCUCUAGCACCUCCGAUGAUGAUUUCAACAAUGACAUUUAUGAACUGGCCAGUUCUUUUUAUGGCUCCGAUGACAAUAGCUAUUACUUGGAGCCCUCCGAAGCUGCCUCUGUUUCAGAUAAUGAAGAGACCAAAGAACCUUUCAUAAUGUUAAACACGUUUCAGAAACGAACUUCACCUAUCGGAGGAAUUGAAGAGUCUUCGAUCAGCAGGGAAAAUGAGGCUCUACCUGUGGACAUGAUCGAAGAGAACAAUAACGAUCCAAAUAAUAAUUUAGACCCCAUUCAGAUGCUCAAUCAGGACGAGGAAGAUUCCCUGCAUCGGUCUAUCGACUCCAUUGAAUUAAUUGAUGUUGAUCAAAUGAGUGCCAACAAUCCGCAGCCUGGUUGCAGUAAAGAUUCGGUUUUUAUUGAGAACUCUUCCGAUGACUUCAGCUCUCUUUCAAGAAAAUACAAUUCGAAGCAUUCUAAGUCCAUCGUAGAGGAGGCAUCAAUGAUAGGUCAACUUCUACCUAGGAUAAGUCUUUCGUUAAUAUAUUUACAUCUUCUUAAUAACCGGCAUGCCAGGAAUCGAAUUGAAAUUACUCUCUGGGAUGUCUUGCCAAGGAAGAGGCCGCAUCCUAUUCCACAUAGGAAAAGAUAUUCCCACGAAGAUCUCUGUCCGUUGAAGUCAAAGAAGUCUUCCGAAAAGCCUUCGAGCUUGAAAAAGUCAGAAAAUAGCUUGUCGCAGUCGGACAGUCUCAAUUUGGCAAGUCUUUUUGACACCGAUGCCUCGAAGAAUGAAGGCAAAAAGGAGACUUCGAUAAAAGCUGGUCAAUAUCAAGCCAAAAAAAUUAUUCUGCGGAAAUCUAAAUUUCUGGAUGGAGUAGGAACUGCUCAGAGUUCAAAGGAUAAUUGUGAAUACGCCAAAGAUAAUUGCGAAGUGAUUAAUCUUUCUCCUUUGUUACCAGAAGAUGAGAAGAUUCAACAGGAAGCGCGGAAACAAGAAGCUUGUCCUUUGAGAGAGAUGGAGCGGACUGAACAAUCGAAGCAUCAACGACAGACGAAGAAAGUGAUUUUAAAGAAAUCCAAGUUUAAGAAUCUCGAGAGAACAACCGAUGUAAAUUUACUGAAGUACAAUGGCAAGAGUGCUUCGAUGACAGAUUCUGUUACCGAGGAAGGUCAAAGAAAUACUGCGAUUCAAAGUAUGGUUGAAACGACGUCUCAAGAACCUGGUGAUAAAGUCAAUGUCGAAGUGCUUAAUAAUGUGUCUUCUUUGGUGCCAGUUGUGAUAAACAAUUCAACGCCAGAUUCUGUUCAUCGAGAGCCAGCAAUAAUUACUAAGAGUGAUAACGUAAGAGCAGCUACGAGUGUCUCAAGUCAGAAUGAAAUUCGUGAGAGUGUUGCAUCGUUUUUCUGCGAUAAUCGUAAUUUAGUGGCAUCGACUCCAAUUUCCAACACUGUCAGUGAAGUUACGGCACAUGGGUCAACGUUUUGGGACAGCAGGAAAAUGGACAGUAAUUUAACGAUGAAUGUUACGAAUGAAACGAGUGCACAACCGUUAGACAACUAUUAUCGUUUAAGUGAGAAAGGUGAUGGAGUUGUUACACGAAAAGAGAAAACCUCAAUUUAUCACUUCAUCCAUGCAAUAAAGCCACAUAAUUCAACGCCUGUGGCUGACAGAAGAAUUGGCAAUAACUCAACAUCGAGUGUCACGUAUAACAAAAGUUCACCACCAUCAGUCAACUAUCAUCGCUUAAAUAAAUCAGGAAGCUUCCCUUCAAGUCAUUGGAACGAUGGUCCCUCGUCUUCAGCAAAUGUUUAUAGAGAAGCUGGAAACGGAAACGGAAACGGAAACCCAUCAACGUUGACCAUUAAGGCAGCUGGCAAUUGGAACCAUGGUCCCUCGACAUCUUCAGCAAAUGCACAUAGAGGAGCUGGAAACGGAAACGGAAACGGAAACGGAAACCCAUCAACGUUGACCAUUAAGGCAGCUGGCAAUUGGAACAAUGGUCCCUCGACAUCUUCAGCAAAUGCACAUAGAGAAGCUGGAAACGGAAACCCAACAACUUGGACCAUUAAGGCAGCUGGCAAUUGGAACGAUGGUCCCUCGUCAUCUUCAGCAAAUGCAUAUAGAGAAGCUGGAACCGGAAACGGAAACGGAAACGGAAACCCAACAACUUGGACCAUUAAGGCAGCUGGCAAUUGGAACGAUGGUCCCUCGACAUCUUCAGCAAAUGCAUAUAGAGAAGCUGGAACCGGAAACGGAAACGGAAACGGAAUCCCAACAACUUGGACCAUUAAGGCAGCUGGUAAUUCUGUAAGAACGAGUCAGUUGGGCGCGCCGUCCGAGAAAGUCGCUCAUAAUCACCAAAGAAAGCGAACUUUCCACUUUGGCGCCACCAGCAACGCGGGAAAUACUGGAAACAGUGUGACGCAGAAAGUACCUAUAGGUCCCCAAUUGAUGGGAUCUGUGGUACCAACCAACGAUAUGACGUCAGAGGUUGAGGUGCUCAGUGCGAGCGACCAGUUGGGCGCGCCGUCCGAGAAAAUCGCUCAUAAUCGCCAAAGAAAACAAACUUUCCAUCUUGGCGCCACCAGCAAAGCGGGAAAUACUGGAAACAGUGUGACGCAGAAAGUACCUACGGGUCCCCAAUUGAAGGAAUCUGCGGUACCGACCAACGAUAUGACGUCAGAGGUCGAAGUGCUCAGUGCGAGCGAGCUGAAGAAAAUCGAGGACAUGAGGAAGUCGGUUUAUCGGCAGCUUACUAGCAUCUUUACCGACGUCGAUCGGGAUUUUCUGCACGAGUUGUGCAAGCGGGAAUUAAAUCGCAGCGGGUUAAGCGAGUGGGGAAGUCUCGAACGACUUGUGGAGUAUUUACUGGUAGAGGGGGAACACCAUCCCCGAGUCAUCACCGUAGACCCUGACCCGCCACAAUACAACGUAGACGAGCAGUAUGAGAACCUUCUGGAGAUAUUUCCAAACGCCGAUCCUAAUUAUCUUCGCUCAGUUGCCGAGAAGAUGUACAAUCAGCCUGAAAAGGCGCAAGCGUAUGUCCAGUCCAUGCUGGAGAAUCCUGACUAUCCCACGAAAGAUGAGUGCCUCAAGAAAAUCAAGAUCAAUGAACAGCAGAAACAGUACACCAUGGAUUUCGAUGUGGCCCAGUUUUUGGAAAUAUUCCCGGACCCCUUCAAGCACUUUGAAGACCCACAACGGACAUGCAAAUAUAGUGUCGCCGGCUUCGAGUUUCUCAAGGGAUAUUUUAAUAAGAUUAAGAUCAACACAAUUUCAAAAAUCUACUCUGCAUCUAAAUUCCAUCUGACGAACACCGCAGAACAAUUGGAACUGUUGUCGCCGAAUAUGAAAACCUGUCGCCCUUAUCGGAUUACACCGACGGAGGACAUUCCUUUGUUACAAGAAAUGGCAUUUAUCCGUCAUAAAAGUUCAAUUAAAAACCUCUUGGAGAUUAGGAGGACGAAAGAACAGGAGGAAUUUCAAAGACUGAAGGAUUCGAACGAGUUGCUGGAGUGCCAGUGUUGUUUCAACGACGAGUGCAUGCCUUCUAAAUGUGCGACAUGCGAUAAUGGACACAUCUUUUGUCAUUCCUGCAUUGUCCACGGGACGGAGAUAACAAUGGCGGAAGGUGAGACGCGGAUAAAAUGCUUCACCGAAUGCGAUGGAGAAUUUAUCAUCAGCACGCUGCAAGAAGUUUUGAAGCCCACGAAGUUCAGCAUCCUUUUACAAAAGAGACAGGCUGCGGAGGUUAUGGCUGCUAGCCUCGAAGGAUUAGUUUCCUGUCCGUUCUGCCAUUUUGCAUCCAUUCCACCGCCAGAAGAUAAAGUCUUCAAGUGUUACAAUCCAGAAUGUAUGAAAGAAUCCUGUCGACUUUGCAAGGAACUGAAUCACGUCCCAUAUGGCUGCCAUGAACGAUCGAAACUGGAGGAUGCUCGCCAUCAUCUUGAAGAGUCGAUGACACGGGCUCUAAUUCGUAAUUGUUACAAGUGCCAAAGGCCUUUCUUCAAGGAAGAAGGGUGCAACAAGAUGCAGUGUCCUUGCGGGGCAAUGAUGUGCUACAUAUGUAACAAGCCUGUAAAAGAUUACACACACUUCAACGCCCAAGGCGCAGAACGAAUUGAUCUAUGUCCUCUCUGGAGCGAUAACAAACGACUGAAUGCAGAGACAGUCCUUAAGGCAGCAGAAGUCACGCAGAAGAAGUUGCAGACAAAGGACUCUAAUCUUAAACUCAAUGCCGAAGAACUAUUACCGACAUUGCCUCCAGCUUCCGCUGGCCCUCACGAACAGAUCGCAAACGCGCAUGUACUGCCGCAACACGUCCAAGAAGAAAUGGAGCCUCGUUGACAAUAACUCGUCUAUGAUACUUUGUCUAUUCCUACAAAUUUGAGGAUAAGUAUACACAUAUAGAUAUAUGUCUACAGUAUUAUGUUUUCCGUUUUUGUUUUUUAUUUCUUUGAUUUUUCUUUGUAUGUAUGUGUCCGGCGCCUCAUUCGAUCCAUGUUUUUCGUUUUCUUUUUCCGAAAUUGCGCCAAAAAGACUGUUUUUAUUUUUCGUACGUAACAUAAGUACUUAAGGGUAAUUUUCAAAGGAAUUAUUCGGCGGAUUUAAGGCGGCGGGAAAGUGACGUAUUUGAAGUCUCGUUUAUGAAACUUUUCAUCGAACUGGGUGUACCGAAUCGUUUCAAACUUGAAACUAUGAACAUG
This is a messenger RNA of Orussus abietinus, 5798 nucleotides long. RefSeq names its product hyphally regulated cell wall protein 3. The transcript has 11 exons. The record is from RefSeq and is a predicted model, not a curated record. NCBI's taxonomy places the organism in Eukaryota, Metazoa, Arthropoda, Insecta, Hymenoptera, Orussidae. The coding region runs from base 667 to 5439 and encodes 1590 amino acids.